This is a messenger RNA of Lasiosphaeria miniovina, 1073 nucleotides long. RefSeq lists its product as uncharacterized. Lineage: Eukaryota; Fungi; Ascomycota; Sordariomycetes; Sordariales; Lasiosphaeriaceae. Gene Ontology annotation, cellular component: endosome; BLOC-1 complex. Gene Ontology annotation, biological process: endosome organization; regulation of protein localization. The record is from RefSeq and is a predicted model, not a curated record. The transcript is spliced from 3 exons. Bases 134 to 727 code for a protein of 197 amino acids.
ACUUACACAAGCACCGCUUGUCUUCAUCGCCCCCCUCAGUCACGCUUCCGUCUUAGUGCUUCGCACACAAGGACAACCCCACAGCCUUAUCCACCCACUAGCACCUUGCACAUCUCCCGCAGCACAGAUCACCAUGUCGUCCCCCUACUCAGGCCAGUACUACGCCGCCUCGGGAGCUCUUCCCAUCCCCGCCGGCAAGGGGCAAUACCAGUACCAAUACCCAACCUACUACACCAGCGGCGACAGCACUUACUCGGUGUCGCCGCCCGAGGAUCUAGACGCCUCCGUGACUUCGGGAUCUGGCGUGGCGUCGUAUGGCCACUCUGGCUUCUCGGCCACCACGUCCAGCUAUGCCGGCAGCAGCCAAGGCGAAUACGACAGCGCCGGGUCUGCAAACGGCGUUGAUCUCAAUGAGUACAUGCAAGAUCGCUUUGCGGACACCUUCAACCCGAUCCCGCUCGACAAGUGCACAGCCACGCAAGCGCAAGCAUCUGGCCUUCUGAACGCAAAACAUCGCGAGCUCCUGGAACUGCAGGCCAAGGCGCAGGCGCGUUUGGCCAAGUCCCGGGCGCGCUUCGCGCAGGGCCUCGAGGAUGCGCAAGAAGUGCGCAACGAUCUCGAAUGGACCCAGAAGAAAGUGACAUCUCUGAAGACCAAGGCGUCAAAGAAGCACUCCAAGGAAUACACCAAGGCGCGGGCGCGGUACCCGUCUCCAGAUUCGUACUAGCAUUCCAUCAUUUUCCAGACCUGAUUUUCUUGAGUUUGGCGGUUCAUCCUUUUUCGGUUUUUUUUUUGAUCUUUUCUUUUUACUUUUGUCAGGCCUCAAAUUUAGGCACACAGGACCUUGUUGAGUUUUUUGGCGCAUAUGAACGGGUGGGUUUGCACAUAUCUGGGAGAGGAAGUUUACAUACCCCCGUUUGCUUUACGUCUUGUUUGUUUCUCCCUGAGACUGAUUUUCUCACUUCUGGCGAAAAUGGGAGCUGAUUGGGUGCGGUGGGCUCUGGAGCAGCCUUGGGAAAUAGGUGACGUUGAGAAGACCAGGCGAGGCGCGGCAAAAUAGCCGCGGGAUUCCC